AUGAGAUGCAAUGUUACGGAGAACAAUAUGUUCCGAUAUGAGGGAAUCAUACGGAAUCGAACUCCAGUUGAGGUUGCAGUAAUGAUCCAUCCUGAAGGCGUGCAUCGUAAUAAAUGGGACAGUCAAUCCGGUGGUACACCGUUAGUGGCUCGAGUAAGAGAGGAUACAUCUAUAAUUCGACACGACACAAAAUCACGCCUUAUGGGAUUGAUUGCACCUCGAGAAGCGGUGGAUUUGUGUCGCUUUGUUACUGAUCCAGAAGACGGAACUCGUACCGUUGUAAUGGUAAGUGUAACACAUCCUUCAGCUCCUCUAAGGGAAGGUGUGGUUCGCGUACACACUCAUCCUUCUUUACUUGUAAUUUCACCAAGUGGCAAAGACACUAAAGUGACAUCAAUUAUACAAGCUGAACUACAUUUGAUGGGUAUUCCAACUGGAAUUAUAGAAAGUCUUGUGCCUAAAGGUAUUCUCAGCUUCUUUGAUGACUUACGAGCGUAUUCGUCCAAGGAUUUGAAGCUGAACUUGGAUCAAGGCUUGACAGGAUGGGUUGGAUAA
This is a messenger RNA of Necator americanus (New World hookworm), 555 nucleotides long. RefSeq lists its product as uncharacterized. The record is from RefSeq and is a predicted model, not a curated record. The coding region runs from base 1 to 555 and encodes 184 amino acids. The transcript is spliced from 6 exons. Lineage: Eukaryota; Metazoa; Nematoda; Chromadorea; Rhabditida; Ancylostomatidae. Gene Ontology annotation, molecular function: lipid binding.